UUCAGUUUCAGUUGGCCGAUGGUGCGCUUACAAAACGCCGGUUCCCGGCGGACGCGUUCGCUUUCGCGCUCCUCCAGAAAAACGCCGCAGACCCCGAGAACCCCGCACACACAGAUACUCUAGCCCACUCGCCAACACACACACACACACCCACACUUCAUUUUGGGGGCGGUGAAAGUGCAAUAAGAAAGUGCAGCAGUGUGGGGGCGCGGGGCGGUGUUUAUUGAGGGGGGUGUGGGCAGCACUCUGGAGCCAACUUUGGCAAUUGGCUGGCGUUAUUUUUGGAUUAAGCAGCGCCAAAUUGUAACAGACGAACGAACAACGACCGACAAUUAACGAUUAACAUUAAGACCAUUUGAAGUAGGAUUCUUUUUUCAAACUGCCAGCAAAGAAGCAGAACAACAACAGAACACCGAUAGGCGGAAUCAAGUCGAGUAGAAAAUUUUAAAAAAUAUUUUUUAUCAACAAUAUUUUUGAAAAACUUUCGAAGACAUCCGAAGAAGUAGCACACACAGAGAGCUUCGAGGCAAACAAAAGUCAGCCUAGAAGGAACCGAAGUUAAACAUUUCCAAAGGAGCAACUUGAGCCCGCCGGAAGAAGCAGUCCAGAAAGGAUACCCACACACACAUACAAUACCCAUAUACAUAUAGAUAGAAAAUGGCCGCCCUACAACGGAAGCUGGUGCACAAGCAGUUCAACUCGCCCAUGGGCCUCUAUUCCCAGGAGAACGUGAAGGCCACCUUGAACCGCGAGCUGAAGGCCUUCGGCGGCGAGGGGAUUGAAGUCGACGACCAAAUCUCGAAGCCCCUGAACUUGGCCAACUCGGCCGUUCUGCGCGCCGUCGAAGAAGAAGAACAACAAGCCAAAUCUGGUAACUUGCGCCGCCAAGAUUUCUACCCCACUGAAAGGCAGAGCCGCCGGCGUCAGCGUGGCGAGGGCGAUGCACUGCAUCACACGCUGCACCAGCAGCUGCUAGACCAGAUCAAGACGAACUACCUCAGCCACCAGCAGGACGUUACCAUCGAUCGGGACACCGUGCUGAAGAUCAAUCGACUGGCCACCAAAAGGCAUCUGCUAAAGAGGGAUCACAGUUGGCCACCCUUGGAGCAGGAUGUGGCUAGCAGUGCCGAGUCCACGGGUCAUCAGAUCGCCUGCAAUCCCUCGCACAGUAUUGAGGCUCUCAGGGAGAAGUUCCAGAGUCCCACUAGGAUUAUAGAACCAACAGCUAAACAGGUGAGGGAGCAACGACAGAGGCAAGGUGGCUCCAAGGAGAGAUCCAGAACUCCCCAAAAGGUUUCAGGGGACCGUGACCUAUCGGAGGUUUUCCAUCAAACCCCCGUCUCCAAAGGCUUCUCCGCUCCAGAAACGAAAGCAGCCGAUGUGGACUUGGGUUUGGUGGCUCCACGAUGUGAAUACUACGAGCAGUUGGCCCACAAAAGGCCCUCAACACCCACUCUACCCAAUCCAGUCACACCUUACCGGCCAAGACCCAAGAGACAGGCCUAUUCCCUGGAUCGGGGACGCUCCCGAAAGCGGACAGUGGGUGCUCCGGAGUUGCCACCGCCCAAACCAAGGACCUCCAAGCCAAAAGUCCAACGCAGAUGCAUCAAGCUGGCCACCGAGGUGAAGAUCUCCUAUGGCCACGACGGCGACAGUGAGGAGGAGCCCAAUUCUGGGCAAGAUGUGGACUUGGAGACCUUGCCGCUGCCGCCGACACCAGCUGCUGCGCAACUCAAUCAAGCGAAGACAGCGGGCCGUAGGGUAAUUGACAACCUGGCAGUUAAGCAGCAGCAGCAGAUGGCUCUUGCUUUGGCCACAAAUGGGAGCAUUAGCCAAUCGAAUGCGUACCCAAAUCCGAAUCCGAAUCCCUUGGCCACCACUCGCAUUGUGCCCGUUCGCGUGGAAACCUCGACGGAUCAGCUGAAGCUGAGUGCCCAGCAGAUCUACGACGACGCCUGUUCGUAUCUGCAGGAUCACCAGGAGAUGGAGGAGGAGCGGCAGAGUCCCACCUAUGUGAGUGCCACCGGUGGCAUCAAGCUGCUUCAGCGGCAAGGGAGCAGCACGAGCACGCCAACCACUCCGAUUCCAGGGCCACCACCUCCGCCGCCGCCGCCUGUGAUGCGUUCCAAGUCUGGCCAGGAUUCCCUAGCCAAGGAGAAGCAAUCGAGGAGGCAGGGUGGAAUCUACCGUCUGGAAACCGACACGGAGAAGCAGCACGAGGCCCAUGUGGAGAUUGCCCAGCUGGAGGCUAAAUAUGCCCACAUUCAGCAGUCCAUAGCAGAGCACUUGCUCCAGAUCGAUGCCUACAUGGAGAAUGCCAAGCAGGCGCUGCAGCGGAGUGCCCAGACCACACCGGUUCCAACACCUCCCCCGCCACCACCACCACCUCCGCCCCCAGCCUUGCCAGCCAGACCCAUUAGCUCCGGAUCCAAUGAAUCCUGGGACAUUUUCGCCCAUCGACAGUCACCCAUUUUGGCCGCGGAAAGUCCACUCCAAGCCAUACUUCGCCAGAUUUACACCCGUGCAGCUGGAUUACCCACCAGGCUCUCGAAAGAGAUUAAGGAGGAGACCGCCGCCAAGGGGGGGGAGGAGGAAUCCCUAACCGAAAACGUGCCCAUUGUGGAGCGGGCUCUAGAGGAUCUGCACAAGAUUGCAGUGGCUCUAGAGCAAAAACCAGAGACCGCGAAACACAUGCACGUAGAGCUCCGGACAGCGCCAGCUGUCAUUGAGGCGGAGCACGUAGUCAUCAAGGACGAGGACGAGGAGGUGGACAUGGAUGCGGAUGCGGAUGUGGAUGUGGACAUGGAGUACAGACACGUAUCCGAUGUAAUUGCCAACUACGAGCAGUUGGCCAAAAAGGAGUUCGAGGAGUGGAAGGAGGAACAGGUGGCCAAGAGGGAUAUGGGGGAGGUUAAGGAGGUGCCUCCCAAAACAGAGCUACGCAAAGCCAUAGAGGAGCAGCUGGCCAAAAAAGGGUUAAGGGAGGCGAAUAAGGUGAUUCCAGGGGAAGAGAAGAUAUUACCUAUGAAGAAUGACAAACAAGAUAAAGAACUUUUAAACCAAAAGGAUUUGGGAAAAGAGGAGCCACUUGUAACAUCAGAAUUACCAGAGAGUAAAAAGGAGUUAGAAACAAGUAAAACCCAAGCAGAUCUUUCUAAAACUGAAGAAGUGGAGGAUAAGGACAAAUCCUGCCUCCAUGAAGAGACCUUAACCUACUGCCCAGUUUGCGAUGAGAUGCGCUGCUCACCCAAUAACUGGGGCAAGCUCAACAAGGCCGACCAGUGGCGCAUUGCCAACCUCCAGAACGAAACUUUGAGGAACUACAAGGCCACCUAUGAGAUACGCAGUCCCUACAUCUCGCGGCAGAUCUCCUGGGAGGACACCCAGUCGGCCAAGGAGAAUACCUCGCCCGAGAAGCUGCAACGCCAACGGAGUUUUGUGGAGAUUGUGACCACGCCAGCUACUCCAGAUUCUCCGCCACCAACGCCACCGCCGCCUCCACCUCCAAAAACGAGUCACCCAACUCUCCAGCAGCCGGAAACGGAAGUCACCUGGCAGAGGAGCCGUUCGCCCAGUCCGCUGCCCUCUCGCAAGUAUCCUGCUCCGCUCAUCGAAGCCCCGCAGCGUGCCAGCUCACCUUAUGGCCUGAAUCCUGUCCAGGCGAAGGCACCUCCCUCACCUGUCAAUCUGCCCGCCAAAUUCUCGCAUGUGCCGCAGCUGGAGGGCCAUAAUAUUGGACUCCUGGUGAAAACCGCCACCGAGCCACUGCAGCAGAGCAUGUCGGCAUCCUCCUCAAUGCUGGCUGCCACGCCCCCGGCCACGCCCCGUUCCGCGGCACAGCCCUCGCCCUUCGAAUUCCCCAGCCUCGAGGCGGGGGAGCAGCACAAAUUCCGCUCCCUGGCUUCCUUCGACGAGGUGCAGCGGGAUUUCAACGUUAGCCGAUCCUUCGAUAAUGUCUCGCCACGCCCAUAUCUGGGUAUUGAAGGCUACAAGCGUGUGGCCUGGCCACCGGCCUCGGAGGAGCGGAUCAUCCGGGAGUUCACCCCCCAGCCGCAGACCCAGAGCCCAGCUCCGGGCGCCGGCGGCUACUAUCCCCAGGCUCCGGCCCAGGCCCAGGCCCAUGCGCCCGCGGCAGCUGCCCCACCCCAGCAGCAGUACGGUGCUCCUUCCUACGACGGCUACCAGCAGCAACAGCCACCGCAGCAACCUGCAGCACAGUGGCAACAGCAGCAGCAGCAGCAACAGGUGCCACAGCAGCAAUAUCAGCCUCAAUCGCAGGCUCAGGCUCCCUAUCAGCCGGCACAGUGGAACCAGCAGCAGCAGCAGCAGCCACCCCAACAGCAGCAGCCGUCGUACCAGGCUUCACCGUACCAGCAGCAGCCGCAGCAGCAGCAGCAACAGCAGCCAUCCUAUUACCCACAGCAAAACGGUGGCUCGACCUAUGCUCAACCCCCGUACAAUUCUUAUUCGCAGCCCCAGGUUCCGUACUCGCAGGAUCAGACCGACCUGCAGCAGCAGCAGCAGCCUGGAGCCCUCGCUGGCCAGGAUAGCUACCGGGGCGCCAGUCCCGGAAUCAUCACCCUGCGCAAGGAGGCGCCAGUCAGCCAGCAGCCUGCUCCAGUUUACUCUUCGCAGCCUGCCGCCGUCAGCUAUCAGGGAGGCAGCAAAUUGCGCGGAGAUUUGAAGUGGCCACCACCGGAGUACAAGGAGGCCGCGGCUCGCGAGAACGAGGAACGUCGCCAGCUGGCGUUGGGCCCCGUCUGCCGUCCCAGGAGAAUCAACAGGGACUACACACCCUUCUUUGCCAAGCACCAGUUGAACAAUGGCUACCCCAGCUACAAGGUGCCCCCCGGCACCCAGCACAUUUUCGGCUAAGUCAGAGGAAGGAAAUCAAACGAUGCCAAGAACACCAGCAGCAGAAAAUUCAAUGGAACCCACUUCAUAAUAAUACGGAAAACGAUCAUGUAUAUGUUACUAAAACGAAACACUAACGAAGCAACUAUAUAUAGGAUAUAUACAAUUGUUAUACUAAUCUUAAAUGACCACUAACGACGCCAUAUAUGCACAUAUGUUACGAAACGAACCCAUGAUAGGCGAAUGCAAUACUACAGCAGGUGUGACUCCAGGCCCUGAAUCAUCUCCGGCGUUGGCUGAACAACGGAUGCCCGCUGAACCCAGAACAGAACGCACCCGUUGGGAGUGACUAAGGCGAUGAUUCGUGGCUGUGGAGCCCCGAUCCGGAUGCCCAGACGGGGCGAUGGAUAACGAUAUUCUCUGUGCACCCAUACUAUAUACACAUAUUUGGAGCAUGUGCAUAUAGUAUGGCCAAGAUAGCAGAGCACCACUAUAUGCCCAGACAGAUGGGGCUAGAUUCUAAGUUGAUUGUUACACUGUUAACUAGCUAAUGAAACGGAAACGAUGCGACCCACGACGGAAACUGAUAAUGAGAUUGAACCUUGUCUUAGCCCUAAGAGCACUACUAAUCUAUUUAUUGUGAGCAUAUUCUAUUUAAAGCGGAUCCUGGGGGGGCGCACAGCUCAGGGAGCCAUCCACUCGUUGUAAAUUGUAAACCGAUGGUGCCCCUUGGAGCAGUCCUCGCAGGAUUCUCGAUGUUUACUGUUUGAGUUUGCAUGCUUUUUGCUUAUAUCUCUACUAUAUGCACAUAUAUAUAUUUACUUUGACAUUGUUAAACUGCAAAUUAUAAAAAAAACCGUCAAUUACCCCGCUAAGUAAGUUGUACAAGAGAUGCGGCGAUCAGGCCGAAAGAAAUCUGUGAGUUCCGAAGAUGCCAUUCAAGGAUACUGAAAAUCGACGAGCUCGUUCGAACCACCCCGGUCAGCCCCUCCCAUCCGCCGAGGUCGGCAUCUCAGUUCGCCCGCUGACCCCGGGCAAUAAUAUGAGGAUGUCUUUGCCUGCCGGACGAGCAGCCGCGAACUCAGUGCCCGGAUCUUGGCGAAUGGGGCGAGACGGCGGCCGGGACGUGGCCGAGGACGGGCCACAAACUCUCAGACUUUACCAAUUACUAUGACCAGCAAUGUCUAUACCAAACUACAAUACGAUGUAUAACUAAUAUGAAAUGAGAAACUAAAUAAACGGCAAGUUUUGAAUACUCGCAACGAGAAGAA
Drosophila biarmipes is the source of this 6125-nucleotide messenger RNA. RefSeq lists its product as uncharacterized. The transcript has 8 exons. NCBI's taxonomy places the organism in Eukaryota, Metazoa, Arthropoda, Insecta, Diptera, Drosophilidae. The record is from RefSeq and is a predicted model, not a curated record. Bases 658 to 4875 code for a protein of 1405 amino acids.